Messenger RNA from Apis florea (little honeybee), 1863 nucleotides. RefSeq lists its product as uncharacterized. Lineage: Eukaryota; Metazoa; Arthropoda; Insecta; Hymenoptera; Apidae. The record is from RefSeq and is a predicted model, not a curated record.
AUGUGGCUGACCACUUUAAAGGAUGUAUAUGACGAAGGAUCGUGUACCUUCGGUGAUCGUCUCUUUCAUCGGCAAGUUUCGCUCACGACGAAUACGAAGCAAAGCCUUGGUGUAGAGAUGUAUCUGACUCCUGCCACUCUCUAUGCUCUCAGAUUAUCAUUGCAACAGGGAACUGUUUCGUCUGUAUUUCGUAGAAAUAUGGUCGAACGUAAUAUGACCAAAUCAGCGUAUAUCCUUGCAACUGUUGGCCUAUCUAUGAGUAUAUUUUCUGUGAGAAAAAUGUUAACCUCUAAACACGGACGUCAUUUGUAACAAGUUUAUUAAAAUCAGCAGCAACAAAUACAGUUAUAAAAAGAAAGGGAACGAUAAGAGAAUAGAUAAAAAAGAAAGAAGGAAAAAAAUAUUAGAAUUCAUUAUAUCCGAAUCAUUAUUGGCAACGGAAAUUUUUCAUCGAAUUUUAACAUCACAUUCACGCCGAAAUGUAUACUUAUUUUAUAUAUCGGAAAUCAGUUGUCUUGUAUUGUUGAACUAAUCUUUUAUAAUUGAUCUAUUAUCGUCUCCUAAAUAUUGAACAUUUCCUAAUGUAGCAUAUUAAUUAUAGCAAACUUAUAUGCGAUUUCGCAUUUUAAUACGUACUUCAAAGCUUUAAAAAAACAGUUAAAGUAACUAGAAAGUAGAAAAAAAUUGUAUUAAGCGUGCAAUAAUAUAAUUUCGCUUAAGCGAUAAAUCGGCAAUUGUUUUAUAUUUUGAAGCUUUUUAUUUACUUGAUCAAUGUCUCAUAUAAGUUGUUUCACAAAAAUAUAUAUAUAUAUAUAAAUGCGAUUUUGGACGGUAAUUUGUAAGAAUUCGAUUUAAAAAUGUUAUUUUCUGAAUGCAAAACCAAUAUCUUGUCAAGAGAAUCUUACUGCAAUUGUUGCUGUUAUUAAGUCACGAAUACUAAUAAUCAAGUUAUAUAAGCGCAACAUUGUAUACGUGUAUAGAUUGUAUUCAUUAUAUCGUAGUCAAAUGAUACAAAAUUUUUGCUACACAAAGUUGAGUCUUUAUUAGAAAAUUUUGUUUUUUUUUUUUUUUUUUUUUUUUAUCUCCUAGUCCCAUUAUGUUCCUAUAAUUGUAGUAAAAUUUAUGAUAUUUGUAGACAUGUAAAGAUAUUGAAUGAAAUUAUUAAAACAUAUAUUUGUGGAUACAUUAAAUUUUUUAGCAUUGUUAGGAAUAGUUUUUCCGUAAUUAUGAAAUAAUAAAAAGCGACAAAAUCAUAGUUAUUAGACUUAUAACGUAUAUAUUUAUUUAUAAUUAUUUUACAGUCUCACACUCUAUAUUUCUUGACGCAGUCUCAUUCAUACAUUCCUACAUACAUACGUUUUUGCAACUUCUUACUUUUAACUCGUAUUCUCAAAAAUCUCAUCCACACCAGGGAAACAUCGACCGAUUUAAUCGUCGUCAAAUACAUAUAUAUCGUACGUAAAAGAAUUUCACGUCGUCUUAAUAUGUAAAAAAAUAUUUGUUUUGUAGAAAUUAUUCUUUAGUCGAUCCUUCCCUUUGUGUGCAUGCAGCUAUUAGCACACAAAAUAUAUAAGUAGCUAUAGAAUUAAAAAUACAUAAUCGUCGGACCGCUCGAUUUUUCGGCAGGUCAAGACAUUAAACAUACAAAAUGAAAAAAACAUAACAAUAUAGUACGAUUAUAACAAUGAUAACAAUUAUGAAUUUCCAAGAAAGAAAGCACGACAGCGCUGAUAAUUUAAUAAUUCGUGCACGAUUGAAUCACAACUACUGUAAACUAAUCGACUCGACAUUCUUGUAUUUACAGAAAAAACUUUGGCAAUUGCUACACUUAAUAUACUUUGGCGAAUUAAACGCGUUUCUUAA